UUCAGAACAGACCGAUUUGUCCUAGAAAUUUGCUCCAAAACACACAAUAUGCCGCCCUGAUCACCGAUUGAGUAGUAACAAAAUGUUGAUUAUUCCGUCCACGAACGUUGGUUAGUGAAAUCUAGGUAGAAAAUGGAGUGGUUUUGCGAGAAACUGUUGACAUUCCGACCCGUCCCAAACCAAAACAAACUGUGGUGGGGUUGGUAAAAAACAUGGCUGCACCUGGUUCUGACAUUUCUUCAGGAGAAACAAGUGGUUCUGUUGGAAAUACCGGGAUGUCAUCCUUCACAGUCGACAAUGGGAGCUUCAUUGAGACGGGGGUCAGCCAAAUGGCCACACGGGCAACCUUUCUGUCAAUGUUUAUCUUGACUGGAUUUCUCGGAAACUGCAUGUUGGUUGCCACGAUUGCGCAAAGCAAACGACUGAGAGUCUCCAUGUUGAACCUUCACAUCAUCAGUAUGGCUUCAGUAAACUUGGUAGACACUACAUUGAACAUGCCGUUAGUUCUUGGCUCGGCGAUCACACAGACGUGGGAUUACGGUGGAUUCAUAUGCCAGUUAAAUUCAUUCUUUGUUCAAAUGGUGAAUAUUGCGAUGAUACUUAGUUUAUGCAUGAUGACGAUGGAUCGCUUUAUAGCUGUGAUAAACCCAGAUAAGUACAAGGAACGGUUGAAUCAUCGGAAUACUGUGAUAGUGAUAAUAUACACGUGGGUGCAGGCGAUAGUAUUUUCUGUACCCAUACUGACGGGGACAAUACCUUCCAAAGCAUUUUCCGCACGUUACCUUUGUUCGAUUGCAGAAAAUGCUCCGUUGAUUUACGUUUCUAUAAUAUCCUGUUUCUCCAUUCUGGUGCCAGUAUUUCUGACUAUUGUCUUCUUCAUCGUGAUAAUCAGGUCUUGCAUCCGUCAGAAGGUUCAUGAUCGAGACACUCUUGCUCAGAACAACUACACGAGUCGUGCUGGGGCGGAACAGAAUAUUUGGAUAGAACUAUAUGGUGCACGGUAUGUUGGCCUUCUGUGUAUUAUGUGGGUGUUUCUAGUUGGUCCGUAUGUGACUCUGAAUUAUGUAGAACAGUACAAAAACUCGGCUGAAACUGCAAAAUUACCAGCUUUUAUUGCAUUUACUUAUGCGUGGGAAGUGGACUUGUCUUUCAUGUGGAUGAAACUAAGCUAUGUUCUGAUUCUGCCAUUCUUUACAUACAUCUUGCGCAAAGAAGUAUGGCAGAAAAUCAAAGAUCUUAUCCUAUGCCGUAAAAGUAAUACCAUCACUGAUGGUGCACCUGGAAACACACCACCCAGUAGGCAAGAUGUAGAGCAGGCUAAAGAAUUGCGCUUAGUUCAGGUUCAACAAAACUCCUUUUCUCCACCGAUUUUGUUUGCAAUUGCUGAUGGGUUGCAUGUUAUUAGAGAUAAUCGUAUUCAAGAUGAAAUGUCCACUGAAAUUUCGGAAGUGACAGAAUCUACGGACGCUAUGAUUCUACGGGCAAAAAAGUGUGAUGUAAAUGCAUCGCAUGAAUUUCUUCGUGGCGAUGAGGAUACUAGUGAUUAUGAUUCCCAGUGUGAUCCUUACUCCGUGUCCAAUCCGAUAUCUGUGAAAGACCUGCCCGAGGAUGCAAAACCUGCCUUCGAAAUGACAGGACAACCUCAAGCAAAAGAUUCAGCGAUGCGCGUUAAGAAAGAAUCAACUGACGAAGGAGUUGGUUCGCAGGAAACAUACUCGUCAGACUAUCCGCCAGGGAAUAUUUCAGAUGAUAUUCCUGUUGAUAGUGGUGCCAGUGCCCCUUUGAAUAACUCUGGAAAUAAAGAGAGUUGGAAUGAGACAUCCCAAAAAGAGAAGGCCGACUCUGGAAUUGACUCCACCCAAAAUACAAACGAGAAGGAUAGAAAGAGGCAUCGGAGACGAAGAACUAAGUCCUGUGAGGCUGAGGGCGUCACGAAAGUUGAGAAGUUUGAGAAAGAUGAAGGUGGUCGGGGUGUUGGUUAUAAUGAGCCAACAGACAAUUCCGUGGAGCCUGUCGAUUCUGGUCGUGGUACUGUAGAGUUGAAAAAGAUGAAACAUAGAAAGCGUUCUGAAACUUUGGUUCCUGAUCCGGUGGGGCAAAAUACUGAACAGGCUGAACCUGAGAUAGUUGAAAAGACAGUUGUGGAAAGGUUGGUUGAAGAUCAAGGGCCAGAUAACCCUGAGGCUAUUCCUAAAGCUCAGCCAAAGAAGAAGAAGAAAAGAAAAAAUAAGAAUCCUCUGAAUCUGAUUAUGUUGCCGAUAUUACCACCUGUGCCACCAGACAUGCCAGAACAACCAAGUAUUGAUGUGGAUGAUAAUCCAGGUGGUUGUAAACAAUGUCAGGUGAAUCAGGGGGUUGAGGAAUCUCUGUCUCAAAGCAAAAGACCUCCGCUCAGGUUGAAGCCUUUAGAUAUUACUCACAGUAGAAAAGACCUCAAACCUUCGCAGUCCCCUGUGAUAAAUCACGUUGAUUCGAAGACUGAAAAUGCAUUGCAGGAAGCAAAUGAUGUAUUAUUUGAAAAGAAACUAAUACCAAACAUAACAUCGCGAACUGAGCAAAAUCUUUCACCGAUAAGAAGAAAGUCGGGUGAACGGUCAGUGAAUGGUUCUGCUAAUGCAGACAGUUCUCUAAUUCCUGGUCAAAUGGACUUAGAACCAGAAAGUUCUAAAAAACAAAAUGAUGCAAGUAAGUUGCAUAAUUCAUAUCAUUCGGAUAACGUAGAUUCUCUCAGUGCCGAUCAGGUUGCUCAAUCAAAAACGGAUGUACCGUCAAAAUACCAUCGAUCUGUGAGUGAAAACCAUGUUCGUGUUCACUCGAAUAAUGACAGUGACACUGCACUUCUUAGUUCGAACACUUCUACUGAUUUACAUGAAAUAAAGCAGGGGAUGAUGGCAGAUGCUGUUCUGACGGGUGCAUUUCCGAGACCGAAGAAGAGAAAGAAGAAGCGUGUCUUCAUGUCGGAGAGUAGUCAGGAUUUAUUGUCGGUAGGGAGCACAACUGUUCAGCCUAUCAUGUGAAAGACGUCUGGUGAGUAAGGUAAUUGGUAUACAGGCCUCUCAAUCACAUGAUUCCUAUACCGUAUAACGGUGUAGGCCGUACAGGAUGUCCCCAAAUUAGGUCUUUUUUUUU
Lineus longissimus is the source of this 3129-nucleotide messenger RNA. RefSeq lists its product as uncharacterized. NCBI's taxonomy places the organism in Eukaryota, Metazoa, Nemertea, Pilidiophora, Heteronemertea, Lineidae. The record is from RefSeq and is a predicted model, not a curated record. Gene Ontology annotation, cellular component: membrane. Gene Ontology annotation, biological process: G protein-coupled receptor signaling pathway. Gene Ontology annotation, molecular function: G protein-coupled receptor activity. Bases 213 to 3017 code for a protein of 934 amino acids. The transcript has a single exon.